Messenger RNA from Cotesia glomerata, 1225 nucleotides. It is a transcript of the gene Phb2, whose product is annotated as prohibitin-2. The record is from RefSeq and is a predicted model, not a curated record. The transcript is spliced from 6 exons. NCBI's taxonomy places the organism in Eukaryota, Metazoa, Arthropoda, Insecta, Hymenoptera, Braconidae. Gene Ontology annotation, cellular component: mitochondrion; membrane. Gene Ontology annotation, biological process: mitochondrion organization. Bases 152 to 1210 code for a protein of 352 amino acids.
GCUAACUUCAGAGCAGUCAAGUCUUAAAAUAAAAAGCCAACUUCAAGUAAUUCUCCAAAACGUGUGCCGGCACGCAAUAGUUUCACUAAUUUCGUAAUAACUCAGCACUUUUGCAAAUAAAUUUUUAGAUCGUUGAUUUAAAAACUCUAAAAUGGCACAAAGCACUUUGAAUGACCUGGCUGGGAAAUUUGGAGGAAAUCCUCCUAAAGGAGUUGGAGUCGGUCUCAAGGUUCUGGCUGUAGCUGGAGCAGCGGCCUAUGGAAUUUCACAAUCUAUGUUCACAGUUGAAGGAGGUCACAGAGCAAUCAUUUUCUCCCGUCUUGGUGGAAUCCAAAAAGACAUCUUCACCGAAGGUCUUCACUUUAGAAUGCCCUGGUUCCAAUACCCAAUCAUCUAUGACAUCAGAAGUCGUCCCAGGAAAAUUUCUUCCCCUACAGGAUCCAAAGAUUUGCAGAUGGUUAAUAUUUCUCUGAGAGUUCUUUCACGACCUGACGCCAUGGCACUGCCUGUUAUGUACCGACAAUUAGGAUUGGACUAUGAUGAAAAAGUUCUGCCGAGCAUCUGCAACGAAGUCUUGAAAUCAGUCGUCGCUAAAUUCAACGCCUCCCAGUUGAUAACAAUGAGACAGCAGGUCUCGAUGUUGGUCCGCAGAGAGCUGACCGAGCGCGCCAAAGACUGGAACAUUGUCCUGGAUGAUGUUUCUAUUACCGAGCUUAGUUUUGGUAAAGAGUACACUGCUGCUGUUGAAGCCAAGCAGGUUGCUCAGCAAGAGGCUCAGAGAGCUGCUUUUGUUGUUGAGAGAGCUGUUCAGGAGAAACAGCAGAAGAUUGUUCAGGCUGAGGGAGAAGCUGAAGCUGCUAAAAUGUUAGGUAUAGCAGUAGGUCAAAACCCUGGUUACUUAAAACUGAGGAAACUCCGUGCAGCUCAAAGCAUUUCUCGCACAAUCGCAAGUUCUCAGAACCGUGUUUACCUGAACGGUAACAACCUAAUGAUGAACAUCCACGACUCGUCGUUCGACGAAGCCGCUGAGAAGUUAAAAAGUCGCACCGGGAAUAAAUGGAACAAAGCUGCGAAUGAUGCUCUCGAGUCAUUUAAAAAACAGAGUACGAAGGUGCAUGUUAGUAUUGAUAAACCCAAAUCUGAAUCUGGAAACAACAAUAGUAAUUUUUAUUUGACAAAUGCUGCUGAUGCUGCUAGAAUUAUUUUAUAAAAGUGUCUUGUCCUU